This is a messenger RNA of Merops nubicus (carmine bee-eater), 291 nucleotides long. Its product is annotated as receptor-type tyrosine-protein phosphatase-like N. The record is from RefSeq and is a predicted model, not a curated record. Lineage: Eukaryota; Metazoa; Chordata; Aves; Coraciiformes; Meropidae. Gene Ontology annotation, cellular component: secretory granule. The annotation marks the transcript as partial. Gene Ontology annotation, biological process: protein dephosphorylation. The transcript is spliced from 4 exons. Gene Ontology annotation, molecular function: protein tyrosine phosphatase activity.
GAAGGUGAACAAGUGCUACCGGGGUCGCUCCUGCCCUAUUAUCGUGCACUGCAGUGAUGGUGCGGGCAGGACUGGGACCUACAUCCUCGUCGACAUGGUCCUGAACCGAAUGGCCAAAGGGGUGAAAGAGAUAGACAUAGCUGCUACACUGGAGCACAUCCGGGACCAGCGGCCUGGCAUGGUGCAGACCAAGGACCAGUUUGAGUUUGCGCUGACGGCCGUGGCCGAGGAGGUGAACGCCAUCCUGAAGGCACUGCCGCAGUGAUGGCGAGGAGCGCUCCCCUCUCGCCU